Molecule: messenger RNA, 832 nt
Organism: Frankliniella occidentalis (western flower thrips)
Lineage: Eukaryota; Metazoa; Arthropoda; Insecta; Thysanoptera; Thripidae
Exons: 4
Coding region: 464-832 (122 amino acids)
Source: RefSeq, a predicted model, not a curated record
UGGUCAGUAAAUAGGCAUGCACCGCGUGUCGCUGUACUCUGUACUGUACGACUCACUGCGGCCUCGACUGGCGCCGCGUGUGGCGCCGCGUUGCGCCGGCGGCACACAUGCGCUGCUGGUCAUGCCGGUGGGCCUCCGGCCGGGGCGCCAACGCACACGCCCCCCGUCCCUGCUGGCGCCGGCGCACGCCUCCUCCAGUGACCUGGUCGACCCCUGGCGGACAGCCCGCGAGUCACGCCGCACUGCAUGCUGCACGUGCAAGGUGCAAGUACCCCACGCUGCUCCCCGCAGUUGCUAUGGAGUCGAACAAUAGGGUCAGCGUGGCCAGGCCAGUACCCGCUGCACGGCCGGCGCCACGAGCGCCACCACCACCCCCGCCAGCUCCAGCCAGGACGACGCCCCCGCCCCGCCUCACUCCACCCCCAGGAUGCCCGGGCAUGACGGUGGCCGCCCACAGUGAGCCAUGUCCACAGACAACAAGGAGAAGGUCCGGAGGCAGCGCGCCGUCGCCAAGAAGGCCGUUCGCCCGGACGAGGAGUGGCCCGUCGCCAAACACCUGCAGCAGCAUCCCGGUGCGGAGGCAUCUCGCGACCUCGAGGAUGAGCUGGCCAGCAUGGAGACGGAGUUGGGCGAGAUGCAGCUGGAGCUCGCGCAGGUCCAGAAGGAGCGCGAGAUCCUCGAAGGGCAGCGACGCGUCCUCAAAGCCGUCGCCCCCACCGCCACCCGGCCGGACUCCAACCCAACCUGCACGCCAGCGGUGAGGGGCGGGGGAGAAGGGGAUUAUCUAAUACAGCUUCAGAUUGUUCUGGUUUCCAUGAUGAUGACGUGCUAA